AUGGCAGUGAUGGAGAAUGAGACGUGGCCGCACCCGUCCUACAUCCCUCAUUAUCUUCUCCGUGGUGACCCUUUCGCCUCAAGACUCUCCAGAGAGGCGGAUAUCAUUGCAGCUUUUUACAUCUGUGUCAUAGGAAUCAUGUCUGCAACAGGGAAUGGCUAUGUCAUUUAUAUGACCAUCAAACGCAAGACCAAGUUAAAGCCUCCUGAGCUCAUGACUGUUAAUUUAGCCAUCUUCGAUUUUGGCAUAUCAGUGACAGGAAAGCCCUUCUUCGUUGUAUCUAGUUUCUCCCACCGCUGGUUGUUCGGGUGGGAGGGUUGUCGCUUCUACGGCUGGGCAGGUUUCUUCUUUGGUUGCGGGAGCCUCAUCACAAUGACUGUGGUCAGUCUGGACCGAUACCUCAAGAUCUGCCAUCUCAGAUAUGGGACGUGGUUAAAACGCGAGCAUGCCUUCCUGUGCCUGGUCUUUGUGUGGGUGUAUGCAGCUUUCUGGGCCACCAUGCCCCUGAUUGGCUGGGGAAACUAUGCCCCGGAGCCCUUUGGGACCUCCUGCACACUGGACUGGUGGUUGGCACAGGCCUCUGUGUCCGGUCAGAGCUUCGUCAUGGCCAUCCUGUUCUUCUGUCUCAUCCUUCCCACAGGCAUCAUAGUCUUCUCCUACGUCAUGAUUAUCUUCAAGGUCAAGUCCUCUGCAAAGGAGAUUUCACACUUUGACGCCCGCAUCAGCAACAGCCACGCGCUUGAGAUGAAACUCACAAAGGUGGCAAUGCUGAUCUGUGCAGGCUUCUUGAUAGCCUGGAUCCCUUAUGCAGUGGUGUCAGUGGUGUCAGCAUUUGGUGAGCCAGAUUCGGUUCCCAUUCCUGUGUCUGUCAUUCCCACGCUGCUGGCCAAGUCCUCAGCCAUGUACAACCCCAUCAUCUACCAGGUUGUGGACCUGAAGAAUUCCUGCAUGAAUCUCACCUGUUCAAAGGUCCUGAAGAAACGUGGGCAUUUUAGAAAGUCAAGGUUCUACACCAUCACGGGCCCAUUAAGGAACACUCCACCAGCCAAAGAUGCUCAGAUCGAAAUGUGA
Micropterus dolomieu (smallmouth bass) is the source of this 1071-nucleotide messenger RNA. RefSeq names its product opsin 5 (gene opn5). Gene Ontology annotation, cellular component: membrane. NCBI's taxonomy places the organism in Eukaryota, Metazoa, Chordata, Actinopteri, Centrarchiformes, Centrarchidae. Gene Ontology annotation, biological process: visual perception; G protein-coupled receptor signaling pathway. Gene Ontology annotation, molecular function: G protein-coupled receptor activity. The coding region runs from base 1 to 1071 and encodes 356 amino acids. The transcript is spliced from 6 exons. The record is from RefSeq and is a predicted model, not a curated record.